AGGCACGUUAUGUUCUGCACACCUGGAAGGGGUCGAUCAGGGUCGGUCCAACCAUGGAUAGAGUCCAAUUGAUGUGCAUGGUGCAAUUCUACGAUGAAGGAGCGGUGUCUGUCCGGACCGGACCUCGAGAUUACGAAGAUACGGCUCGAAAUCUGGUGAUAUGAUAGUGGCCCCCUAACCCGAUAACAGGAUAAACACUAGAUCCCUAGUACAUGCAGGCAGUUUUGCUUUCUUUUAUCAUCAUUAUAUUGACCCACCUCACUCGGACUCAGGAUAAAAUCCACUUUUAUCCGGACAGCAAAUACUUUUUAUUCGAUUUCAUUUUCUAUUUAUUUCAGGUGAAACGAACAUUCACUCUUUUGCUGUUUUAUGUGCGGGAUCAUUAUCACACUCGGGACGAGAAACUGCUGCUGCCCCACUUGCUCCUGAGGGCGAUCCGAAUUCAAAAUUCAAAUACAUUGUUCUUAGGGCAAUCGGUUGGUAUCGGUGAUAAUCGGCGGUAGAAGCGGCAAGAGUGACUGAUAGCAUGAUAUCUAUCGAUUG
Molecule: messenger RNA, 543 nt
Organism: Aspergillus alliaceus
Lineage: Eukaryota; Fungi; Ascomycota; Eurotiomycetes; Eurotiales; Aspergillaceae
Exons: 2
Coding region: 213-503 (96 amino acids)
Source: RefSeq, a predicted model, not a curated record